Coregonus clupeaformis (lake whitefish) is the source of this 5830-nucleotide messenger RNA. RefSeq lists its product as uncharacterized. Bases 741 to 5225 code for a protein of 1494 amino acids. The transcript is spliced from 14 exons. Gene Ontology annotation, biological process: small GTPase-mediated signal transduction. Lineage: Eukaryota; Metazoa; Chordata; Actinopteri; Salmoniformes; Salmonidae. The record is from RefSeq and is a predicted model, not a curated record. Gene Ontology annotation, molecular function: GTPase activator activity.
UGGUAGGGGUCAGGGGGAUGGAGAGGUGGGGUCAGGCUCAGAGGCUUCAUGUUCUACGACAGGCCUACAGUCACAUUGUACAGUUAAAUUGACUUCCUCUGCAGUGAGAGGGACACGAGUGGCCAGGAGAAGAGGGCCUCUAUUGGUCAAAGAGAACAGCCAGAGUCGUGGUUUGGGGUGUCAGGGUGUCCAUCAACAUAGGAAGACUAGACUUGAUUGAAUUUUAAGUGUCCCCAGAUCACAGCACUGAGAGGGCGACUGGGAGUAUUGGGGCUAAGGGUGUGGCCUGUGUAUUUUGUGAAGAAAUAUAUUUGGGGAAAGUGAAGAGUGAUGUAUGCUGUAGAUUGUGAGCGAUGCACAGUUUGAUUUUAAAUGAUCACAUUAAGUGUUGUGUUGGUGUACGCAUAUUGAGAGGAUGAUUUUGCUGGUUUUUUACUUUACAGAGUGCCACAAACACAACAAAAGACAGCAUGACCCAGCAGAAUGGAUUAAAACACAGCUCAGCAUAGCACAGUAAAGUAAUACACUUCACGGAGUUAAACAAAAAAGCACAAUAAAAUCCAAUGAAGAAAACAACACAGCGUAUAAUAUGAACAGCACAUUGUAAAUGUAUAUGAAAUCCUCAUGGUCACGUUACCAUUGACCAAUUCAUACAGAAAAUACAUAUAUUAGACACACAUAUACACACAUAGUUGACAACAGGGCUGGAUGUGAGAGGUUGAGGCAGGAGAAAAUAAGAGAUGCGGAGACUCCGGAGAAAAGGAGGGAACAAUGAGAAAGUGUUUGGCUGUGACCUGUUGGACCACCUGGCUACAACCUGUCAGGAGAUUCCCCAGGUGCUGCGAAGCUGCAGUGAAUUCAUUGAGGAGCAUGGGGUUGUAGAUGGGAUCUACAGGCUAUCUGGGGUGUCAUCCAACGCACAGAAACUAAGGGGUGAGUUUGACAGUGAGGGGACCCCAGAUCUCAAUAAGGAUGUGUACCUGCAGGACAUUCACUGUGUCAGCUCUCUCUGCAAGGCCUACUUCAGAGAGUUGCCUAAUCCGCUCCUCACAUACCAGCUCUAUGACAAAUAUGCUGAAGCUGUGGCAAUUCAGCUGGAGGAGGAGAGGCUAGUGAAGAUCAAGGAUGUGCUGAAGGAGUUACCUGCUCCCCAUUACAGAACUCUAGAGUUUCUGAUGCGUCACCUUGUCAAAAUGGCUUCUUAUUCCUCACACACCAACAUGCAUGCCCGGAACCUCGCCAUUGUUUGGGCUCCAAACCUUCUCAGGUCAAAAGACAUUGAGGCGUCAGGGUUUAACGGUACUGCAGCCUUCAUGGAGGUGAGGGUGCAGUCCAUCGUAGUGGAAUUCAUCCUCACCCACGUGCCCCAGCUGUUUCCAGAUUCAGGUAGUGCUCCGGAGCGUUGUAAGUUGUUCCCAACUCCCUCUAUACACAAUCCAGAGGAACCUUUCUUCCGGAGCAUUCCAUUCCAGUUAGGCAACAUCAGCCCAGGGGACGGCCCCCCGGCCAUGCGCUCCUAUCACGCCAUCAUAGACGGCACAGACAAGAGGAAGGGAUCUCUCAAGGGCAGGAAGUGGAAGUCCAUCUUCAAUUUAGGAGGCAGACUCCAUGACCCGAGACGAAGGAACAAGAACUCAACCAAAGAAAAAGAGAAAACUGUCUUAAGGCCAGCCAAGAGCAUGGAUUCCUUGAGCUCAAUGCCCUAUCAGCAUGAAGGUUCCAGUCAACGACCCCCUUCCACUGUCAUGUCCCCCCUGGCUCAGCCCUCUCCCUGUCCCCAAGGUGGUGUGGAUGGAGGGGCAUCCAGUAGUGGUAGGGAUGUGGGCAGCGGAUAUGCUGUGACCUUCCGGAGGGGUCAGGGGGCUAGUGUGAGUGUAGUGAGCGGGAGCGGGGGAACAAAGGGCACAUACAGUCGACUGGACAGUCACUGUGGUGGGGGCAACAGGACUGAGGCUCUGCAACCCCCAUCCAGAUCCCCAGGACUCUCCAGCAAAGCGGACCGGCGGGCAGGGAUACACAUCUCCGGACCUUUCUCAGUCACCGUCCCCCUUCACAUCACAUCAGGCCUGGCCUUUGGGGUGCUGCAGGGUGGUGGAGCAGACAGGGGCAACCAUAGAGGAGGAGAGGAGAGGGAGGGUGGGAGACAGAAGGGAAGGGAGGGUGGGAGACAGAAGGGAAGGGAGGGUGGGAGACAAAAGGGAAGGGAGGGGGAAAGGCACAUCCGAGUGGAAGUUGUGGGGGAGGACGAGACUGACAGAGUCAAGAGAAGAGAUGAAGAGGAGGAUGAUAAAGUUGAAGGAAAAGAAGAAAGAGGAAAAGAGGAGGAAGCGAAUGGGGACUGUGUCUCUAAGCUGUCAGAGGAGAGGGGUGAAGAGAGUCGGGGUGAGGGUGUAGGAGAGGAUGCAGUAAAGCCUGAAAAUGAUGAGGAAGAGGAGGAUGAAGAAGGAGAACACAUGGAAAUCAAAGGCUCUGUGCAGACUGCCCUGGAUGCCCCAGAUAUGUCAGGUGUCAGAAAUGAGGCAGUUGCCACAGAUGUGCCGUACCCGCCGACAAUGGUGGAGGACAAUGCACAAGUCCAGGACUGUCCACUAGACUUUCAGGAUACUUUUGGAUUCCUGGACCUCAUGGACAGCAGUGCCUCCACCAAGAUGUUCCAGGCGUUCUCAGUGGAGCCUCAUCAUGGGGAAGAUGAGUAUGAGGACGAGGUGGAGCAGAGAUCCCCUGGACUCUCACAUGACAGACCAGACUCUGUCACACAGCCACCUGUAGACACACAGAUACAAAUACAGACAGGCUGCCAAACAGAGACACAUACACUGAGGCAGACACAGACACCCACACACAGACCUCUAAGCUUUGAUCAAUAUGGGCGAGCCAACAAGUCAAUGAGUCUGCCUUACAUGCCCAGGCCCUUCCUGCCUGCUCUGUCCUCUUCCUCUGAAGAAGAGGAUGAUGACGACGAAGAUGAUGAUUAUGACAGAGAAGAUGAGGGGGACGAUGAUGACAUGUUCUGUAAAAGUCUACCGUCUAGUUUGGUGUUCAACAGACUGACAUGGAGUGGGCCUCAGACUGAUGUGGAGAAGGGUUUGUCCCUCCCUGCUAAGCCCGCACAACAAUUGGACAGUGCUUCUGAUGACAGACCAAUUCCUAUGGACCUGUCACAGAGUUCUGAGGCCAGAAUGCCUCCUGUGCACUUGGACAUUGAUUCCCCUGAUUGCUGUGACCCACCAGAAGAGGUCUUGAGACAUAGCAAGGCUGAAGAAGAGAAUAGACUGGAAGCGAUGGAACUGGUGGAGGAGGAGGAUGCAGGACAGGAUCCAGACAACCAGGAGAACGACCAGGCAGACACCCUGACGAAUACAUGCACAGAAAGCACUGAGAUACAAGAAAGUUGUCACUCGGUUGAAACCAGCAUGAUGGAGGAAGAGGAAACACCAGGUGACAUUGAGAGGGGCCUCGCUUCAGCAUACUCAUCAACUGACUGUGAGGAGGCCUCACUGCAGACCACUGCAGACAAAGAGGGAGAGGACACUAGAGUUCACCUGCAGCUCAGAGACGAGGAGGAGGACCUGAAGAGUCACUGUGGUGAAGAAGGUAUGAAUUCAGAGGGUUACAAUGGCGACACUGUGAACGAAGCCGAGAAAGCAGAUUCACAAGAGCAUUUACUCACUGCCUGUCAUAUAGUUUCCUGUGCUGAAGAGCCAAAGAACAUAAUCAAUGAGCGAUCAGAGGAAGUUUCAGCAGGGGGCGCAAUGGAGCAGCCUAAAAAUAGCACUGAGAGGGAGAGAGAGGGAAAGAAGGAAGAUGGAGAGGAGAAGAAGGUAGAGGAAGAGAUGGAGGAAAGAGAAGAUAGAAAUGGGGGAGAAUUUAACAAACAAGAAGGAGAGGUAACAAGAACUGAGAGAGAGGAAGAUAUGGACAAAGGAGAGGAGAGAGAUGUAUUAAAGGAGAUGGAAGAAACAGAGGGGGAGGACGUUGAAGUGGAGGCGAAGGAACAAAGAGGAAUGAUUGAAGAAGAGGAAAGGAUAGCAGGUGAGGAAGGGGAAGUAGAAGAAGAGGACAUAGAGCAGGAAGAGGUCAUUUAUGAAGAGAUGAUGAGCAUAGUAGCCAGGGAUGACAUGAUGGAAAGUGGAGAGAGGAAGGGUAGGGAAGGGGAGACUGAGGAAAGUAAAGUUAAGGAGGAGGUGAUAGAAACCAAAGAGGGGGAGAGGAUUAGAGUACAGCAGAAAGAGACAAUGAAAGAGAUAAAGGAAGGAGAGAGUAAGGCAAGUGAAGAGAUGAGUGCAAAAGAAGAGACGAAGCGAGAGGAGGAAGGAGUGGAUACCAUGGGAGAGACUGAGGAAGAGGCAGCUGAAGAGGGGAUGGAAAAUAUGUUGAUUGAUAAUGAGAAGCAGAAACAGCACCUAGAGGCACAGCAUGUUUUAGAGAGAAGAAAAAGAGAUAUAGAUCUGAUAAAGGAUGUUGUGGGAGAGGGAGAUGAGGAGGGAGAUAAAGAGAUGGAAGUGGGAGGUGUAAUCAGGGACGAAGAAGGAGAUAGUAUACUUGUGGUCCAACAGGAGACAGAAGAACGUGAAUCAACAGGGCCAGAUAAGGAGAACGAAGAGAGGGAGAAUGGAGAGACAAAAGAGCAACUACAGACACCAACAAUAAUAGAGGAAAGAGAAGAAGAACUGAAAGAGGUCCAGAUAAACAGCAAAGAACUGAAUGAGGGACAGAAGGAAGGGAGAGGUAGUAAAGUGGGUUUUGAAAAGGGGGUGGGGAGAGUGCUGGUCAGGUCUAAACAACAAACACCCCCUAAAGUGUAUCAAGCAAGAUCAGUGCCAAUGGUACCACCCAAGCCACAUCAAUGCCAAAUAACUGCACUGAACCUCAGACAACAGCAGCAAAGGGAGAGGAGAGAGGCAGACAGAGACAGGGGGAAGGGAAAGGUACACAGGGCUUUGGGACAGCAAGAUAAAGAGAGAAAGUUGGAAGGGAAGCCAGAGCAUGGCAAAGUCUGCGAGACAGAACAAGGGUGGAAUGAGAAAGGGGAAGAAGAGGACAGAGGCAAAAGGGAGUGGCAGGCACAGUGGGGAGGGGAGAGGAGGAGAGAUGUGUAUGAGGGGGGAAUGAGAGACAUGAUGAAGAACAGUCCAAUAAGUAUGUGUUUUGAUGAAGCUGUUGCCAUGGGAAUCAAGAGAGGGAGAGAGAAAGAGGGCAGUGAGAGGGAGAAACAGAAAGAGUGAGGAUAUGAAGUACAAUAAAGAGAAAGAGGUGGACAAAGACACCAGUAAAUGUUGUAGUCAUCGACUCUGUCUGGACGGUUAGUAUACAACUGAUCAUUUAUAUACAAUAUAUAAGUACAUUACAUAAAAAAAAAAUAUAUAUAUAUAUAUAUAUACUCCCUGUAUAAUUCAGCCUGGGCCUAGAACCGUCCCACUUAGAUUCAGGGCAACUGAUCCGCCACACUUUAUCUCUCUCUCUCCCCCUCUGUAAAUGUCCCCCUUUUUGUUGCUGCUUUUAACCUAUUAAUGUAACUUACCAUUUUUGCUUUUAACCUAUUAAUGUAACUUACCAUUUUAACUGCUUGGUUUUAAUCAAUCUGCAAAGAGUUGUCAAUAUACACCAAGUAUGGAAAUCUCAGUUAUCACAUCUCAUGCAUAACCACCAUGGGUAUUGUUAAGGGUGAGCAAGCAAAUGGUGAGAAAGCAAAUAUAAUAACUUCUUAUGAGUUAAUGAUUGCUUACUGAUUGUCUGGAGAUGUUUUUAAGGACAAUGUGUCAUUAUUUGUAUAAAUUCCAUAAAACAAUGCAUUUUCAGUUUUUUAUUUGUUUUUGUGAAUAAACUUAUU